This is a messenger RNA of Schistocerca americana (American grasshopper), 717 nucleotides long. RefSeq lists its product as uncharacterized. NCBI's taxonomy places the organism in Eukaryota, Metazoa, Arthropoda, Insecta, Orthoptera, Acrididae. The transcript has 3 exons. The record is from RefSeq and is a predicted model, not a curated record. The coding region runs from base 34 to 717 and encodes 227 amino acids.
CCAUACACAACGAGCAAGGAGUGCUACAGCAAAAUGCACAAUCUACGAACUCAGUUUAAAGUGGAGCACGCCAAAGUAAAAUCAACGAAAAGCAGUGGCGCUGGGAAGAACGACAUAUACAAACCAUCUUUAUGGUAUUACGAGAAGUUAAUGUUUUUGGUGGAUCAUUGCUUGCCACGAAAAAGCACAGCCAUAGCCCUGACUCAACAUUCCAUGACUGAGGACAAUGAAAGUGAAGAGACAUGCAGUCACUCUUCUCAAAGUGUGGAUAUACAACCAUCACCACAUCAAAACAUCGAAGGCUGUUAUAGUCUUGAUGUGGAUGUGCCGAACGAUGUAUGCAUUGGGGAACAAUGUGAAGCAGCAGCAGCAACAACAACAGCAGCAUCACCAUCACCACCACCACCACCACCACCACCACCACCUACCCAUGCCACUCAAAGGAGGGAUGGAAGAAGGAAGAGGCCUGGUGAUGGGUACAUGAGUGCUGUUGAGGUAAUAGCUAAUAAAAUAUGUGCCACCCAAGACUGCCAACAACCCUUGGCAGAGCUAACUAUGGAUAGCUGCAUGAAAUUCAUUGGUAACCUUGCAAAGGAAAUCAAGAGCAAUGAAAUCGGAAUGCAGUUAAUAAGAGACCUUGUUAAUGUAACAACAGAAGCAAAACUGAAAGAUCUACAGAUACAAAUGCAGAACUCGAGUGAAAGUGAAAUUGUGUAA